AUGCCGAGCGCGUGCGGUGUUCCGCAUUGUCCCAACCGGUGUCUAACCGCUGCUAUCAUCAAAUUCAAAAACAUUCAGUUCCAUCGUUUGCCGGGUGAGGAACGUCUCAGAGCUGAGUGGUGUCGGCGCAUCGAUAGAGAGGAUCCCGGUCAGGCAGGGGUGCGCGUGUGCUCCGAACACUUCGACGGCGACCGCGAUUACCGGCGUAUAGGAAGCGUCCUUCGGGAUGCCGGGCAGACUGUGAAGAGAGCUCUUCUCAAGUCCGACGCAGUUCCUUCCCUUCGACUUCCCCCCACUGUGAAGCGUAACAUCCCUUCAAUGGAGGACCCAACGUCAAAACGCCGAAAACUUCUUGACGAUGACCCGAUUGAGGAGCUGGGCUUCGAAGGGAAUGCACCUUGUGAGCACGACUGCCCUUGCCGUCACCGACCGACGACAAGCGAUGCAGCGGUUCAGGCCGACCCGCAAGAGAAGCCGCAGGUUCCGACCCCGGCUGUUUUGAAAGACAGUUCUGUGGGAACGGAUCCAAGGCUGGGAAAAAGAUCAGUCGGCACGCAGGCAAACUCCUAUGCCAGAGGCGUCACUAGCCACGACGUUCAGACAGAAGCUUUGGAGCUACCUGGCAGUUGCAGCGCCACUGCCAGCAUCAGUACCACCACCACUGCUGCUGUAUCUGCCUCCUUCCCCACAACC
Ixodes scapularis (black-legged tick) is the source of this 693-nucleotide messenger RNA. RefSeq lists its product as uncharacterized. Lineage: Eukaryota; Metazoa; Arthropoda; Arachnida; Ixodida; Ixodidae. The annotation marks the transcript as partial. Gene Ontology annotation, molecular function: sequence-specific DNA binding. The transcript has 3 exons. The record is from RefSeq and is a predicted model, not a curated record.